This is a messenger RNA of Chara braunii, 2197 nucleotides long. The record is from the annotation of a GenBank genome assembly. Lineage: Eukaryota; Viridiplantae; Streptophyta; Charophyceae; Charales; Characeae.
CGUAGGGAAGGGGACGUACUUGGUAGCAUCAGGGGGGAGGUUUCCUUGCAUGCGGUAGGGAAGUGGAGGAACAGUGGGAGCAUGGUGAAUCGAGGCCGAGCGGAGGAAAGCCACGAGGGCUAAGGAGGGUGAAGUGGGACGAGGACGAGAGAGACGAGGACUAGUAGAGCAAGGGUCAUGGCGAUGGCUGCGUCGAGGAGAGCGAUGGCGGCCUUCCUCUUGGGCGCGGUCAUUGUGCUUCUCGGUAUUACAGCACGGGCAGCAGCUCAGCCAGAGGCUGCAAUCACGUCCUUCACAUACACGGGCUCCGGAUGUCCAGCCAAUUCCGCCGUGGGGGAGAUCAGCAAAGACGGGCAAGUACUUACCAUGAAGUUCAGCGAGUUCAGCGCAACGACGGACGCAGGCAACGCGGGGAAACGGAGGAACUGCCAGAUCAACAUAAGGAUGACGUAUACUGAUGGCUGGAUUUAUUCCCUGGAGACGGUCACGCUCCGGGGGUACGCGAGGCUUGACGACAUGGUUAGGGCGGUCCACAGGGUGAGUCGUUACUUCACGGGAGUGCAGGGGCACGGCAAGUUCAUCAAGGAGACGGUGGGCGAGUACGACGACAACUACGAGCAUUCGGGUCCGCUCUCCCCACUUAUCUCGAGCAAGUGCGGCCAAAACCGAAAUAUCAUCCUCAAUAUGGAGGUGAAAGUCGACAACGGAGCCAACCCAGCCGGGCAAGGAUUCAUCGAUGUGGGCACGGCAGACACCCCCCGUAGUCUAGCUAUGCACAACAGUGGGCGCGAUCCACAGGCGGCGAGGAGAUUGUCAACCAGUGAGAAGAGCAUGGUCGCCAGUGCUGUCCUCGCUGUGUGUCGGUACAUGGAGACGAUGAACGGGUUGCGGCAUGCGGGUGGGAGGGGAAGGGGGAGGAGGGAGGCCGCCAUAGCCCAGGCGUUGGCAGACGUCUGUAUAUCGUCCGGUCUAUCAGAUGCUCCUUUCCUGUUGUCCAACGCAAUUGUUGCUGGUGUUCUGCCCAGGGACACACCGCGGUGGUGGAUGAAAAGACGAACGGGCGGGACAUGGCGAGACUUGGACAUUACAAACCACGCGACGAAUGAAUAUUUCCAUGACAAGCUUCGAAUGUCGAGGGCCAUAUUCGGCGACAUUGUUGCAGCUUGCAGUCCAUUCAUCGACCGUAGACUGACGCACUACUGCGAGCCCUUGCAGACAGACCUUAUCGUUGCCUUCGCGUUAUACCGGUGGGCAACUGGGGAGACGUUUGAGAACGCUUCGUCGAGCUUUGGCUUCGGCAGGUCAUCCGGGGUGAAGGCCACCACGGACGUCGCCAAUGCAAUACUGGCUGCAUAUCCAAACAAAGUCGCCAUGCCGACCGGCCGUCGGCUGCUGCAGGUGACCCGAGCAUUCGGAGCGAAGGGGUUCCCUAAUUGUUUCGGCGCAAUCGAUUGCACGCACGUGUACGUGGACAAGCCCGCCAAUGCACCGUCGGAGAACUACUACGACCGAAAACAGCAGUUCUCGGUCGUCGCCCAAGUCGUCGUCGAUCUUGACAUGAGAAUUCUCGAUGUGUUCAUGGUUUACCUGGGGAGCGUCCACGACCAGCGGGUUUUGAUAAAUUCUUCACUCUUUCGACGUGCGGAGGCGGGCGAGCUCUUCGUCGCGGAACCUGUUCUGCUGCCAGGGGGGGUGUCCACAACAGGGUACCUGCUUGGGGACAACGGGUACUCGCCGAGAACGUGGAUGGUGGUCCCCUACGGGGGGACCGACCAAGCAGGGGACAUCGGCUUGUUUGACACGCGGCAGAAGACGACGAGAGGAGUCGUGGAGAGGGCUUUCGGGCGUUUGAAGGGGAUGUGCUGGUUGUUCCUUUGACAUUACAAGACGAACAUGGAUAAUCUGCCUCAGCAAUUUCUGGCCGUUUGUAUCAUCCACAACUUGUUGCUUGAGGCGGGCAUACCGUUCGACGACUCGGUCCUGCUCGAGCCGGACGAGAAAGGCAAUCUAGUUUGUAUCGAUCUGGGGUUGCAAGAUCCGCCACGACCAGUGUCGCAAUCGGGCGCAACCGAUGCUGCCCUGGCUUUGCGUGACGGGUUACGUGUGCGAAUGAGGAAUUGAAUCUUUGGGUGUGAACCCGACGGUCAUGUCGGGUUUCCUUGCUUGUUUCGAUUAUAGGGUUUACUGCUUUAGCCGG